UUAAAAAUUGAGGAAAACAAAAGUCUAUAUAAAUGUAAUCUUUAGAAAUUUCAAAUAUUUUCUUCAAAUAAAAAAUUAAAAGGACAACGACUUGAAGUUAUUUAUCAGAUUUUAAAACAAAAAGGCAAAAACAUAAUAAUAUUUAAAAAUUAGGAAAAUUGUAAAUAUCCUUCUUUAAUAAACAUUUCGUGGCAACGUGCCUACUCGACGAAUAUCAAAGCAUGUAGUUUAAAAUCUUAACAGAGAAUGAGAGAGAAAGAGAGAAUAGUAGCACGGUCACGACGAAUCGUCUAAAUAUUUUCAUGACUGCUUUUCCCCGAAAACGAUUCUCAUACCCGAGACAUGAAGGGUCAUCGGUGCCCACGUGCGUCAGUUCCGUUCAGUUUCGCGAUUGAGAUGGUUUCUGAGCUUUCCUCUUUUCUGCGGUCGGCUUAUUUUAACGAAUCAACAAUUCUUUUCUAAUGCAACGUCACCGUAUUUUGGAAUACCGCCAAAUCAAAUUAAUCUAAAUAAUAAAAAUAUAAUGGAAGUUCCACGUCGUCCUAGUUUGUCCAUGAAGAUGCAACGUAGUUUGACAAAAGUUAAAAAGAGUAUUCAAAGAAUAACUGAGAAUUUUCAGGACGAAGAAAAGCAACAAACGUAUGUUCUACCAGAAAGAUUAUCUUCUUUGAUGCAUAAUACAGGAUUUUCGAAGGAAGAAAUACAAAGAUUAUAUCGUGCAUUUAAACAAUACUGUCCAAGAGGAACUGUUACUACAAAUGAUAUAAAACCAGCCUAUGCUAAACUUUUUCCACUUGGUGAUUCUGCCAAAUAUGCACAAAUGGUAUUCAAUAAUUUUGACAAAAAUAAGGACGGCAUUGUCACAUUUGGAGAUUUACUUCUAGGAAUAGCUACGAUCGUAAAAGGAACUAAUGAUGAAAAACUUAAAUGGAUAUUUCAAUUUUAUGAUUUAAAUGGAGACGGUUGCAUCUCAAAAAACGAAAUGACGACCACAAUAUCAGCUAUUUAUGAAAUGAUAAACAAUGAUCAAACUGUUUGGAGUAUGGUAAACAGGCACGUGGAUAAACUUUUUGAAAAGAUGGAUAUUGAUAAGGAUGGAAUGAUAUCCAUAGAGGAAUUUAUAACCAGUUGCAAAAAUGAUACGCUUAUCCAGAAUCAAUUGACAGAAUUUAAUCAUUUUUGGUGGUAAUAUAGACUGAAAAA
Messenger RNA from Polistes dominula (European paper wasp), 1203 nucleotides. RefSeq names its product neurocalcin-delta B. Gene Ontology annotation, molecular function: calcium ion binding. Lineage: Eukaryota; Metazoa; Arthropoda; Insecta; Hymenoptera; Vespidae. The record is from RefSeq and is a predicted model, not a curated record.